Malania oleifera is the source of this 951-nucleotide messenger RNA. Its product is annotated as large ribosomal subunit protein cL37. Bases 307 to 750 code for a protein of 147 amino acids. NCBI's taxonomy places the organism in Eukaryota, Viridiplantae, Streptophyta, Magnoliopsida, Santalales, Ximeniaceae. The transcript is spliced from 2 exons. The record is from RefSeq and is a predicted model, not a curated record.
AUUAUUGAGUUCAUAAUUGAAGAUUUCAGACAAUUUAAUAUUUUAGAGAAUAUUAUAGUGAAAGACUUUAAUUUUAAUAUACUCAUUUAGAGGAUUAGAGGUUUUAUAGAGGUUUUAGAUUUGAGAAGAGGUGGAUUGGAAAUGUUAUCCAAAACAAUGUAGGAAAAAAUGGCAUCUUAUCAACGAAUCAUCAUCUCAUCUCACCGGCGGACCACAUAAAGAGCAGAACAACUUUGGCUUAUCAACAAAACUAAAAUCAACCCAUUUUUUGUCUCUUCCCAGUUGGUGGCAGCCGGGAGGGCGAGAAUGGCUCUCCUUCUCUUCAAUCCCUUUACCUCCAUCUCUUCUUCUUCAUGUACUUCUCUAGCAACAACCAUGGUCGUCACCACUUCUCCAAUUUCCCAGUUGCACAAUCACACCAUUGACGUGCACCUGAAAUCUUUUAAUCGGAUACGAACUUAUGUGCCCCUUAUCGGCAAAGAAAGAUCUCAGAUGAUUGCUAAGGCUUCUUCUGACAUUAACGAAAUUGGUAUUGAUGGUGGCGACGCUUCAUCAGAAAGCGAAGAAGAGGUUCUGCCGGUUGACAAACUACCAUUGGAGUCGAAGCUGCAGCAGAGGCUUGAGCAGAAGAUGAGGAUGAAAAUUGCAAAGAAAAUAAGGCUUAGAAGAAAACGGCUUCUCAGGAAGCGGCGGAUGAGGAAGAAGGGUAGAUGGCCUCCUUCAAAGAUGAAGAAGAAUAAGAAUGUGUGACCUUUACCUAGAGUCCUCUUGCAGGUUUAGUGCUGACCCUUCUGCUUCUUCUACAAUUUCAAAUUGGUUUCUGGAAGUGUGAAUUUGUCAAUAUCUGACUGUAUCAAUUCACAAAGAUUCUAGGGGAUAUACUACUCAGUGUUUUUUUUUUUUUGGUUAAAUUUUAAAUAAAAAAGUACUACUUCCUAGUUUCGCUUGGAA